Molecule: messenger RNA, 1227 nt
Organism: Anopheles stephensi (Asian malaria mosquito)
Lineage: Eukaryota; Metazoa; Arthropoda; Insecta; Diptera; Culicidae
Product: protein GUCD1
Exons: 7
Coding region: 371-1066 (231 amino acids)
Source: RefSeq, a predicted model, not a curated record
ACAGCUGGCGAACGAUACGAUUUGCAUCAAAACAAACGCUACGCUUCGGACGAAUUGCUUUUCAUGGCUAGUGGUUUGCUCUCUACCAAAACGGGUAAAACGGUGUCCGGAAUGGUCGUGAAAGGAAAAUAUCGAGGCCAUUCAUAAUGCAUCAUGGCGCACGGUGUGUGACCUUCGCAAUAUCCAAUAUUUACCCUGGUAAAGCUCUCUCCAACACUGCACACUCCCAUCGUCAGUUUUGCUUAUCGAACACCAAACCACUCAAUCCAGGGCCGGUCUUUAUCGUCCUUCAACGUUAACAGGUUAAUGCAAAGCAUAGAAACACCACACGGCCAAAGAUUAGCACAGUUUGAUAGUGGAGCCCAGCGCGAUGGAAGACGUUUCAGGCUACGUUCCGGACAUACUUGAGCAUCCGCUCGUACACUUCAGCCAGCGGUACGAUUGGGACUGUGGGUUAGCAUGCAUCCUGAUGGUACUGGACCGUCGACAGCGACAAACGUUUCUGUCCCAGUUUCAGCAGAUCUGCGACGAGGGCCAGUUCGGUAAAAGCACAUGGACAAUUGAUCUGUGUUACGUGCUGAAGGACUUUAAUGUACCGCACAAAUACCUCACGAAAACGCUCGGCGCAAACCCGAACCAUCGCGUGAACGAUUACUACAAAUCCUACACACUGGAUAUGCUAAGGGUAAACAACAAAUUCCGUUACGCGGAGCAGAACGGGGUGGACGUGAAGCAGUGCACCGUCAACUAUCGGUUUCUGAUCGACCACCUGGGUGCGUACGGGAACAUUAUACUGCUCAUCAGUGCCUCGCUGCUGUACUGCGACCUGUGCAAAUUCAACAAGCUGCCUUGCGAGAUACGCUCCUGCCUAAGCAUUACGCCCAGCUACAUGGGCCACUACAUAGUUCUGUGCGGCUACAACAAGCGACUGCAGAAGUUCAUGUACCGUAAUCCUGCCUGCAAAGACAAAGUGUGCUACAUUCCGUACCAAGCAUUAGACAAAGCGCGCAAAGCGAACGGUACCGAUGAGGACAUUAUCCUGCUGUACGAUAAAGCCACCACAUGACAACACACACCCCCCACAGAGCAGCAGCACUUCCACGUCGGGCGCAUUUUGCAGAUGAGGAUCGCGUGACAAACGUUUUCUAGUCUGGCCAGCCACCGCCAGUUGACAUUUUUGUUCGAGCUCCAUUUCCAAUAAAUUUUACACCAUUGUAGAGUUCCAAA